Messenger RNA from Microdochium trichocladiopsis, 3516 nucleotides. RefSeq lists its product as uncharacterized. NCBI's taxonomy places the organism in Eukaryota, Fungi, Ascomycota, Sordariomycetes, Xylariales, Microdochiaceae. Gene Ontology annotation, molecular function: protein binding. The record is from RefSeq and is a predicted model, not a curated record. The transcript has 2 exons. The coding region runs from base 1 to 3516 and encodes 1171 amino acids.
AUGUCCGAUGCAGACGGAAGGCCGUCAACAGUUGCCUUCAACAGACUGCCAGACGAGAUCAUCGAGCAGAUCCUCCUCUUGACCGAACCGAACUCUUUCGCAUCCCUAAUCCUCCUCAAUUCGAAUUGGCGGCGAGUUUCGCAGCAGGCGCAUCUUUAUGCCCACCAUCUUGCGCUAUGCCCGGCGACGUACGGCAACAAACUUUCCCCCUCCUCGGUGACCGACGACGACCUGCCGAGGUUGCGGCGCUUGUUCUCCCAGCAAAUCAAGCGGAACCUGUUCGACGCCUACGUACGGCCAAAAGUGACACACAUCACGCUCAUCUCGAACGCCAUCAGUUCCUCGUCUGCGCCUGGUGGUGAUGGCCUCCAGUUCAGCCACUCGCUUCGCGGUCACCACUUGCUCGCUUACAAUUCGUCCCGGAUUUAUGUAUUAGACGUGCAGGGGCCAAAGGUGGAAGCUAAGCGGGAGUUCAAAAUCUUGCGCCGCCCUGCCGCGGUAUGCAUUGUCGAUGACGGCAGCCUAUUGGCAGUGCUGUCGACAGACAUGCAGAUCGAACUAUAUGACCUUAGCCAGACGCCGCCACGGCGCAAGCAGUCCCUCAUCCUGGACCAUUUGCCACGUGCGAUCGCGUUGUCGCCGUGUGGGAGCGUGCUUGCUGCGGCUUAUCAGGGCGGCAUCGAGGUGCAAUCCAUUGCGCCAGGCGCCUUACCGACAGAGAGACGAGCAGUCAAGUGCGACGCCGUAGACUCACUAGCUUUCUCGUUUGACGGUACGCAGUUGCUCGGCACGACUUCGACCUCGCAGCCGCCAAACACGGUUAUACUUACCGCACCGUACUACGACCCGGGAAGCCAGAUGCUGGAGAGCAAUGUUUCGGCAAUGUGGACUACUUCAAUAUUGUUCCCAAAUACGAGCAGGGAUUGCAGCCAUGCUGUCCUGCUGCAGGAGACGAGUUCCGUCGAGGCCGAGUGGUCGUUCACAUAUGACAGAAGUUUCGAGACAUUUCGUGCGGUGCGCAUCGACGACUUGCGCAACGGCACGACAUACUUUCCCGGACCUGUUCCCAAUGUUGAUACUACUGGCGCGCUAAUACCGUCAACAUUACCGGCUGCGAAUCUCGGCGGACAACUUGUCUCCGCCGGUUUUGAGUCCAAGGAUGUUUGGGUGUAUGGAGUGCCCGAAGAUCUCGAGGCUGUCCCGGAGCCGGCCGCAGGCUCUGCCUCUACAGGAGGUGGUGGGCUCACCCGUGGCUUGUCGAACCGCUCUACGUCUCGCCAGCAAGAGGGCACAUUGGAUAGAGUACCACAGUGGCAGGUGCUCUGUGACAAGCUGCGGAACAACUUUGUCUAUGGUCGCAAGGUGGUGGAGUUGGAAGGACUUGGCAGCAUGAAAUGGGUAUCAAGGUCGCCGGGCAGUGGUCUUCUGGAACGGCUCGUUGUCUGUGCAAAGGGAGCUCAGCCGGCAAAGCCGAUCACGGAGGAGGACGACAUGAACGCUGUCGACGGUGGGCGCGUGACGAUCAUCGACUUUGACUAUUCUCCGAAUCACGGCAGCACGGAAGAGAUCACCAUAGAUGUCGGAACGCCGCAGGCCGAGAUCCUCGAGGAAGAGCAGCGCGACCUUGCCACGGAAGUCGCGAUUGUUCGGAGGCGGACAGUAGCGCAACAGAGAGGUGGACGAGGCGGUGCCGCUGCGCGAGCCGCCAUCGCUGCUCGCCACGCCAACAACAACAAUCUCGUCCCACCUUUGCCAAAGCGCGAGCAGGACGAAGAAGAUCCACUUCUGCCUCGGCGCAUGGCGACGGCCCGCGACAGAGCACCACCCAGGGAGCAAGAGGACAUUGAAGACGCCACACUCGAAGAGGUACAGGAAGCUCUUGACGCCCCUUAUGGCCAUGCUGACCCCCGAUCCGUAACGAGCUUGCGACGAGCGGCGACUGCAGCUGCCAUGAGUCGUCGCCGUGUUCCCCAGGCAGCCGCAGCUGGUCCCGUCGAGUAUCGGCGAGCGGAUGGCAGAAGAGAGCAUCCGCAUGAGAGCGAUGCGGAUAAUUGGGUGCCACCACCUCCUCCUUAUAGCAAGGACGAUCCGGUGGAUCUUCCUGCGUUUCUUCGGAACGCGGCCAUUCCAGGUGCUGCAGUCGACGAGGACCCCGUGCAGUCGCAGCAACAAUCAAGUAUCCCGGCAGUGCCACCCCUACCUCGGACCGCAUCAGUGGCGAGCCGCCAUGAUCUGCCUCGACUGCGGACGUCGCCGCCACCUACACAGCGACGCAUCUCGCUUGUUGAUCAAUCUUACUCGAUGACCUCAGUAUCCGCUGUCACGACUGCUGCCAGCACCCAUAGCUCGAGUGGUAGCGGACCGGCCGAUGUACCGCGGCAUCUACCCGUGCUCCGUACUAGUCAGAUCCUCACCUCUCGUGAUGGCGAGGAGGACUUGUAUGAUGUGUCUCCCCCGGGAUCUCCCCAAAUGGCUGCAGUUGGCAUUUCGCCGCAAACCACUGGUCAUACUUCAGGGUCGCAGCCCCUCACCUCUAUCAGCACAAACAGCACUUCGCAGGGCAAUCAUAAUCUGCCGCAACAAAUCCCUACGCUUCCCGGGGCCAGGGAGCCGGAACCUGAGGCACAAGCCAGUCCUGCUUCGCGAUUCCGUCGGCUUUCGAAUAGCCUUACUUGGCCGCGAGUUCCUCGGUCCUCUCAGUCACAGGCUACUUCCUUGACCCCCACACCGAAAGGCUAUCCAUAUUCUGCGCCUCCGCGUACAUUGGAUGAGGAAGAAUCGCUCCGAUCAGCACCGCCGCCACUGCCACGACCUGACCAGAUGUUUAGCCUACAUAACCGGCAGAACAGUAUGCCCUCACGUCGAGCUUCGGGAAUGGUUCAAGGCCCAGUAACGGAGUCGACGAACAGCCAGAUUCACAGUGAUCAGCUGGACCGUCAGCUACCAAUGCUUUCUGCCUUGAGCAUAUCGCAACAGGCAUCAACAGUGCCCGAUCAGCCACUUAUCAUCAGCACGCCACAAGGGAUAUCUGGUGCCUUUGACACUCCGGACUCACAGAGCUCAGGACGGCAGCGGCCACAAGAAGGCGACACCAGAAUCAUUCACGCGCCAAUAGCCCGGCAUCCACGCCCGAUCCCUGGAUCCCUCACGCGCGAAUCGACAGCUGAGCGGCUCGAAACCAUCUACAGCCCCCGGACUAUGCAGGAGUCUGGUACGACAGGAACGCAGCCCCUGACCGCCUCAUCUUUGCGGUACCACACGAGUAUGACACGCCGCGAAAGCCGCGCCCGGCGGAGCGCAGCGAGGAACAUGCAGGAUGCCAAGGGUCGGGGAUGGCGCAGCGUCAGCAGCGUCGGCGGCGGCAAGAAGAAGAAGGGCAAGUCGCGCAAGAACAACCGCGGUGGGGGCGCCGAUGACGCCGCCAGCAACGGGGGCUGGACGGACGUCACGUGGGCGUCCAAAGCGCCUCGCAAAGGCGGCCCUGGUGGAAAAUCAAAGAAGUGCAUCGUUAUGUGA